Messenger RNA from Tarenaya hassleriana, 736 nucleotides. RefSeq names its product 40S ribosomal protein S26-1-like. Lineage: Eukaryota; Viridiplantae; Streptophyta; Magnoliopsida; Brassicales; Cleomaceae. Gene Ontology annotation, molecular function: structural constituent of ribosome; mRNA binding. Bases 103 to 492 code for a protein of 129 amino acids. The record is from RefSeq and is a predicted model, not a curated record. Gene Ontology annotation, biological process: translation. Gene Ontology annotation, cellular component: cytosolic small ribosomal subunit; ribosome. The transcript has 5 exons.
CGCCCCCAAACUAAAACCCUUCAAGCCUAGGUCACUUUCUCGCCUCCUUCCUCGUCGGUGAUUUUGGUGUAAACGAAAAAAUCCUAGUUUGCAGCGGCAAUCAUGACUUUCAAGCGCAGGAACGGUGGCAGGAACAAGCACAACAGGGGACAUGUCAAUUUCAUCCGCUGCUCCAACUGCGGCAAGUGCUGCCCUAAGGAUAAGGCGGUUAAGAGAUUUAUCGUGAGGAACAUUGUCGAGCAAGCGGCAAUUAGGGAUGUUCAGGAAGCCAGUGUCUACGAUGGCUACACACUGCCGAAGCUAUAUGCCAAGAUGCAAUACUGUAUCUCGUGCGCCAUCCACUCUCACGUUGUGAGGGUCAGGUCCCGCACUGACCGCAGGGUCCGUACCCCACCUCAGCGGUUUGCCAGACGCAGGGACGACAUGCCUAAGCCUGGGCAACCCGGACAGGCUCCCCGUGUCCCGGGAGCUGGAGCUGCACCCCGUACCUGAAGUCCACUACACUGGCUCCUGCACCAUUCCAAAUCCAUGUUUUCUGGUUUCUUUUCAUGUCCGAAAUUUUUUUGAGAAAAGCUUUUAGAGCUGUGGUUUUUCUACCGGAACUUUAAAAUGCCGUGACACUUUCAAUAGUUUUAUUGACUCUUGAUAUUUCCUUGGUUUUCUUUUCAUCUCUACCCUUUCUUUCUGUCUGUGAACGAAAUUAUCAUAUGCAUUGUGAAGUGUUCUCUUUAGUAUU